CGGGAAGGAGGCGGGCUCGCGUACAGACUUGGUGGAGGACCGACGUCACUGUUUGUGUGCUGUGCACUGCUCGCUUUGGGGAAGAUGGCGGAGGCAGCGGCUGUUCCCCCGCAUCGGUUUUUCUGUCACUGUUGUAAGGGCGAAGUAAAUCCCAAACUCCCGGAGUAUAUCUGUCCACGCUGUGACUCAGGCUUCAUUGAGGAAGUGACAGAAGAUUCCAGCAACCUCCUAGAGGGCGGCGCUAAUGGAAUGGAUGACGCAGCCACUCAGUUUGCAGAGCUUUGGCAUCUCUUAUUAAUGGAACGGCCAUUUUCCAUCGAUGGCGACAACCCCGAUUCGGAACCCCGACUCCCGGGCGGGCGCUUGGGCAGGCUCAGCGACCUGGGGGGAGUUGGUAGCGGGCCCAUCGGGGGCUCAGUCCCUGCUGGCCUUGGAGGGCCCAUGGGGGUGUCGCUAGGCACAGGCGAUCACUGGGGCCCGGCGCGCCCCCCACGUUUACACACUCAAAGGAGAUACAGGACCAGAGUCAGUAGUAGACCUGACAGGUCACCUGCUGUUGAAGGGAUUGUACAGCAGUUCCUUGCAGGCCUCUUUGCCAACUCUGGAGUCUCUGGCUCACCACCACUCUCAUGGACAGGGAUGCUGCAUUCUAAUCCAGGGGACUAUGCUUGGGGACAAGGUGGCCUGGAUGCUGUCAUAACACAGUUGUUAGGUCAGCUGGAGAACACAGGGCCUCCUCCAGCAGAGAAAGAGCGAAUCUCUUCUCUUCCCUUUGUUAAUAUUUCUCAGGAACAAGCAGACUGUUGUAUGGAAUGUCCAGUGUGCAAAGAGGACUUUGAGGUUGGUGAGGCCGUCAGACAGCUCCCCUGUAACCACUUCUUCCAUUCAGCCUGUAUAGUGCCAUGGCUAGAGAUGCACGACACGUGUCCAGUUUGCCGGAAGAGUUUGAACGGCGAAGACAGCAGCAGUCAGCCCCCGUCAGAGCCCCCCUCCCUCUCCAUGGACCCCCGCACACAGGAGAGAUGGUCCUUCUGAAGACUAACAAACAAAAAGCCAAGAAACCGAUUCUUGCUCCCUUAUCUGUCAUAAUCACUUUUUUUUUUUGUAUUUUCCGUUAAGUCUUUACUCCCAAGUAAAUACACAUGCAUACAGAUCUUAAAGCAGACAAAAAAUGUUUUCACAAAUUCUGCGAUAUGCUCCAUUCGAAAUUCUAGGAAAUGGUUUUGGGGAGUCUUAUUUUGCCUCAUGCAAAUGAGUCGCCUCUCACCUUAGAAGCAUUUGUGUACAAGCAAUUUCCAAGCCAAUUUCCAUGAAGUCCUGUUGAGGGUCUCUUUUCCGCCGCAGAUAGAUCCUUCUAUGUUUACCCUUCAAGCCACUUAGCCUUUUUAACACUAUUUUGGGUAAAAGUCAGGUUUUGUAUCCCAAAGUCACCACUUUGCUGUAAACAUUCAUGAACUCCUAUUUAUUGUUUUGACUGUCCCCAAUCGUAUUUCUUUUGCUAAUGUUGGUUUAGGCAUUCCUUAAAGGGAAAUGAUAUCAUAACUAUUACAGCAUCCGCCCGUGGAGCCUAUAUUAGCUCAUUUAAGGCAAGCAACGGAGGACACCCAGUCCUGGCUGCCAGCCAAUCAACCAAUCGCACUCAAAUUCACACCUAUGGCCUUCAAUUACCUACGAUGCAUGUAUUUGAACGUGAGAGGAAAAUGGAGAAACCCCAAGAAGGAGAACAUGCAAAGUUCUCUAAGGAAAGCUGUAUUUGAACCCACUCCGCACUGGGAAGCGAACGUGCUAACCAGUCAAAUCGAACCAAGUCAUCAGUGCUCAUCCCACUUUUUGAAUUCAACCUACUUAUACUGGUGUAUAUAUUAUAAUCCGAUAUCAUCUCUGUCAUAAUAGUCCUCUGUGUAUGACCACAUUUUUACCACUUGUUUUUUUAAGUGUAAAUAUUGUAGUCCAAAAACAGUUUGCAAAGAAAAACAAUGAGAAUGGAGAUGCAAAUGCGAAUGACGUACAUGGUUAAACUGUAUAUUAUAUAAUUGAAAUAAAAAUGUCUAUGAUGUAUUAAAAAUGAUGAAACG
Corythoichthys intestinalis (scribbled pipefish) is the source of this 2075-nucleotide messenger RNA. It is a transcript of the gene rnf115a, whose product is annotated as ring finger protein 115a. The record is from RefSeq and is a predicted model, not a curated record. The transcript is spliced from 9 exons. Gene Ontology annotation, biological process: protein ubiquitination. Bases 85 to 1035 code for a protein of 316 amino acids. Lineage: Eukaryota; Metazoa; Chordata; Actinopteri; Syngnathiformes; Syngnathidae. Gene Ontology annotation, cellular component: cytoplasm. Gene Ontology annotation, molecular function: ubiquitin protein ligase activity.